AGUAUCGAACUGAAAUGGUCUGGCUUACGGGAAUCAGCAUGUUUCUACGCUCUUUACAUAGUCUUCUUUAGGAUAUCCUCUGGGUCAUCCCGAGGCCCCGUCGUACAAAGCCGACUGCUGUAUUUGAAGUCAAAAUGUGAGGCAGGCGCUCAAUUUAUCAUUACACAACUCUUUUUCGAGGCUGAGGUAUUUGAAGAAUUCGUGCGUGAUUGUCGCGAAAUAGGAAUCACUGUUCCGAUCAUUCCUGGAAUUAUGCCAAUAAUGGGUUACGACUCAAUUCGUCGUAUAGCAACACUAUCUCAGCUUACGAUUCCCGAAUCCAUUCUAUCUGAUCUCGAGCCGAUCAAAUUUGACGACGAUGCUGUGAGGAAGUACGGAACCGUUAAGGCCAUUGAGAUGUGUCGUCGAAUUUUAUCGAAUGGAUCGGCCCCUUCAAUUCAUUUAUACACAAUGAAUAGAGAAGGUGCCUGCCGAUUGAUAUUUCCCAACAUGGACGCUGGG
Messenger RNA from Ostertagia ostertagi, 501 nucleotides. The record is from the annotation of a GenBank genome assembly. NCBI's taxonomy places the organism in Eukaryota, Metazoa, Nematoda, Chromadorea, Rhabditida, Trichostrongylidae.